AUGGCAGACAAAGACAGCGUGGAGAAGUACCUGGAGAACAACCCUCAGUUUGCCAAGGAGUACUUUGAUAAGAAGCUUCGGGCCGAGGUGCUCUCCUCCGCUUUCAGCGAUAACUUGGAAAUCAAAGAUCCAGCUUCAUUUACAGAUGCCACCCGGAUUCAGGAGUCUGCUCUAAUCUUCGACCUGAUCAAAGAAGUGCAGACUCCGAACUGCAUGGAGACGUCGAUGUACAGGGUCCUGCAGAGAAUAUGCCUUUUGGUGAACGCCGACAGGUGCAGUUACUUUGUGUGCCGGUCCAGGAACGGAACACCUGAGCUGGCCACCGCUCUCUUCAACGUUACCCCAACUUCCCAUUUCCAGCAGAACUUUGUGGACCCAAACUCUGAGAUUGUGUUCCCUUUGGACAUGGGAAUAGUGGGCUUGACAGCACGUUCAAAAAAGCUACAAAACAUCCCAGAUGUCAAACAGAAUAACCAGUUCAGUGAAUUUGUGGACAGUCAGACAGGGUACACAACGAAAAACAUACUCUCCGCUCCAAUCGUGUUUGAAAAAGAUGCCAUUGGUGUCAUCAUGGCGUUAAACAAAACUGGAUCAAAUGAAUUUUCAAAAAUUGAUGAGGAGAUCUUUGUCAAGUACUUGAAUUUUGCAUCAGUUCUGGCUAUUCAGCAUCAUGUCACAUAUUUGUGGAAUGUGGAAUCCAGGAGAAGUCAGGUGCUGCUCUGGUCAGCCAGCAAGGUGUUUGAAGAACUCACAGAUAUUGAGCGACAGUUUCACAAAGCUUUGUACACAGUGAGAACCUACCUUCAAUGUGAAAGAUAUUCUGUUGGCCUUCUGGACAUGACCAAAGAGAAGGAAUUCUAUGACGAAUGGCCAAUCAAACUUGGAGAUGUAGAACCUUACAGGGGCCCAAAGACCCCAGAUGGCAGAGAAGUGAACUUCUACAAGAUCAUCGAUUACCUUUUGGAGGGAAAGGAGGAGAUUAAAGUCAUCCCGACACCCCCUACUGAUCACUGGGCGAUGGUUAGUGGGCUUCCAACCUAUGUUGCUGAGAACUGCUUUAUCUGUAACAUGAUGAAUGCUUCAGCAGAUGAGUACUUCUCAUUCCAGAAAGAAGCUGUAGAUGAGUCUGGCUGGAAGAUCAAAAAUGUCUUGUCACUUCCCAUUGUCAACAAGAAGGAAGAAAUUGUUGGUGUUGCCACCUUUUUCAACAGAAAAGAUGGCAAGCCUUUCGAUGAGCAUGAUGAACAGAUCACUGAAGCUCUCACACAGUUUUUAGGUUGGUCAGCCCUAAACUGUGACACCUAUGACAAACUCAACAAGUUGGAAAAUAGGAAAGACAUUGCACAGGAAAUGCUAAUGUACCAGACCAAAUGCACCAAUAAACAACUUCAGAGUAUUCUGAACACAAGGGAAAAGUUUGACCAAGAGCCAGAAGACUGUGACCAGAAAGAAAUGUACAAACUCUUGAGAGCAACCAUUCCAGAGGCUAAAGAUGUUGAGUUGCUGGAGUUCCACUUCAGUGACUUCCCAGUGACAGAGCUCGAUCUGAUCAAGUGUGGCAUUCGCUGCUUCUUUGAAUUAAAUGUGGUCGAGAAAUUCAAAGUUCCUGCAGAGGUUCUUACCAGGUGGAUGUACACGGUUCGGAAAGGCUAUCGGGAUAUCACAUACCACAACUGGAGGCAUGGGUUCAAUGUAGGCCAGACAAUGUUCUGUCUCCUACAGACAGGAAAACUGCGAAAAUAUUAUUCAGACCUCGAUGCCUUCGCAAUGGUGGCGGCUGCAUUCUGUCACGACAUUGACCACAGAGGAACCAACAAUUUAUACCAAACAAAGAGCAUAUCUCCACUGGCCAAAUUACAUGGAUCUUCCAUAAUGGAGAGACACCAUCUUGAGUACAGCAAGACAUUAAUGGCUGAUGAGAGCCUCAAUAUCUUCCAGAACCUUCAGAAACGGCAGUUUGAGACAGUGCAACACCUGUUUGACGUCUGUAUUAUUGCCACAGACUUGGCCUUGUACUUCAAAAAGAGGACGAUGUUUCAGAAAAUUGUUGAGGCCACAGAAGUGAUGGCAGAGGAGAAAGACAGAAUCAACCACAUUUCAAACAACCCUAUCAGGAAGGAAAUCAUCAUGGCCAUGAUGAUGACAGGCUGCGAUCUGUCCGCCAUUACCAAACCAUGGGAAGUCCAAAGUAAGGUUGCUCUCAUGGUAGCAGCUGAGUUUUGGGAACAGGGAGAUUUGGAGAGGACAGUUCUGGAUCAGCAGCCUAUUCCCAUGAUGGACAGGAGCAAGGCAGAUGAGCUUCCCAAGAUGCAGUGUGGUUUUAUUGACUUUGUGUGUUCAUUUGUGUACAAGGAAUUCUCAAGGUUUCACAAAGAGAUUACUCCCAUGUUUGACGGACUGAACAACAACAGGAUGCAUUGGAAGGAGCUGGCUGAAAUUCACCAGGCAAAGGUGGACACCCUAGAACAACAGAAGAAGAACCUGGGAGAGGCCGAGAAGAAUGAUGGUGGAGACACAAAGUCUAAAACCUGCAGCAUCUGCUAG
Molecule: messenger RNA, 2544 nt
Organism: Conger conger (European conger)
Lineage: Eukaryota; Metazoa; Chordata; Actinopteri; Anguilliformes; Congridae
Gene: pde6c
Product: phosphodiesterase 6C, cGMP-specific, cone, alpha prime
Exons: 22
Coding region: 1-2544 (847 amino acids)
Biological process (GO): visual perception; signal transduction
Molecular function (GO): 3',5'-cyclic-nucleotide phosphodiesterase activity; protein binding
Source: RefSeq, a predicted model, not a curated record